Messenger RNA from Enterobius vermicularis (human pinworm), 831 nucleotides. Lineage: Eukaryota; Metazoa; Nematoda; Chromadorea; Rhabditida; Oxyuridae. The record is from the annotation of a GenBank genome assembly.
AUGGAGAAGUCGCAGGUCACUCACCGGUUAAGCUUAAGUGACCGUCUACAAUAUAUGAAGCACAGCCUUAAUAAGCAGUUAGUAGAAAUUAUGGUGAAGAAGCAAACUUGCUUAUGCUUAGCAGUUGACUGUACGACAUCAAAACUGGUAUUAAAACUUGCUGAAGAAGCUGCUCCAUACGUUUGUGCAAUAAAAAUACACGUGGAUAUACUGAAGGAUUUUAAUACUGGAUUUGUUUCUGCUUUAACAGAUUUGGCUAAAGAACAUGAUUUUGUCAUAUUUGAAGACAGAAAGUUCGCUGACACAGGAAGUACUGUUGAGCUGCAGGCCACUAGCGGACUUUACAAAAUUAACUGUUGGGCACAUCUUGUCACACUUCAUUCAGUUCCUGGACAGCCGAUAUUAGACGCAUUUCGUCGGAUAAUUCAGAAACCAGAUUCAGUUCUUAAAGGGUGCUUACUGGUUUCAGAGCUAAGCACAAAAGGAGCGUUGACAGAUUUACGCGAUUACCAAGCGAGCUCUCUGAAAUUAGCUGAGGAAAACAGAGAUGUUGUUAGCGGAUUUAUUUGCCAAACCCGAUUUUCCAGUGAUCCUUCCUUUUUGUACUGGACCCCUGGAGUGAAUCUGAGUGCAACAACAGAUGGCAUAGGUCAGCAGUGGCGAACUAUUAACAAGGCAAUAGUGCAGGACGGUAAUGACAUUAUCAUUGUUGGGCGUGCUUUAACAAAGUCAAACGACUUCCGCAACGAUGUUAUCAAAUAUAAGGAAGCAUCUUGGAAUGCGCUGAGCCUUGCAGAAGAAGCAAAUGCAUUUUGUGGAAGAGACUCUUAA